Molecule: messenger RNA, 1620 nt
Organism: Dioszegia hungarica
Lineage: Eukaryota; Fungi; Basidiomycota; Tremellomycetes; Tremellales; Bulleribasidiaceae
Exons: 6
Coding region: 1-1620 (539 amino acids)
Source: RefSeq, a predicted model, not a curated record
AUGAGCGCCGGUCGCUCUAUUCGCUCGAACGCGACAUUGGGCAGAGCGUCAGAACUUUACACCCUGCUGAGGAGGCACUUGGGCAUCAAGGCGUUCAUCUGCGUGGUCACUCUGUUGUUGACGCUCGAUCUCGCUCUGGAGCAUGAAUCGUCGUACUCGCGGCAGCUAUGGACCGAAAUAGCUCGACACAGCAUUGGCGGUGGAGACAUGACGAUACGUGCCCUCCUGGACCCCACGCUGGCGGUCAAGACGCCCGGGGAGGAUCUGUUGGAUCAGCUGGCAACUAGUACCGGCCCAUACACGAUGGAGGUCCUCUCGGUACCACGCAGCGGCCGUCCGUUCGAGAUAGCGGUCCAGUGUGGUGCGGAGAUCAUCGGCGACACCCACUGCCCGCCCAUGUACUACCUGCACUUUCGCGGUCCCGUCGCAUAUUCAGUCCCUCCUCGGUAUGAUGCUUUCAAGCACAACGCUACCACCGGUCGGACAGUCGUCACAGCCACACUCACACAUCCGGGGAUAUACGAGCUCUGGGGCUACCCCGAAUGGCCUGUACCGGACAAGUGCCCUUCGGAAAUGAACCACUGGGAUCAGAACACUCCCCCCAUCCCAGCUAUCGCUGGUAGCGGCCAACUCAUCGUCAACGUCGAGGAGGAGGUGCCUCCCCCAUCCCACCAUACCCGCCACUGCACUUACGAGGACUACCGCACCCCGAUGGAGAGCGCAUGGUUCAGCCUUGAGCACAUACGGCCACAAUACAAAGAGCAGGCUUGGCUUGCGAGUCAUGUGAAUCGAAGUAAUUCCCUCAUUCCAUAUGGCGAAAUGCCCGACUACGUCUACCUCCCGUACCAGUGCAAACGUCCCGCUCUCGACUUUCGGGCCAUGGCCGACGCCAACAAAGCGCUCAAACACGUCCUCUAUAUCGGCGACUCUAUCCAGCGCUCCCACUUCUGCGGUCAUCUCUGGCCUACUUUCAACGAGGGUCUCGUCCCGGAUCCGUCCAAACCGGAGACGAUGCAGUGCGUCUACUCGGACAGCACCACAGACUACCACUUCGCCGACCACUCCUUUGACUGGCCGAGGCGAGAAACCGGGGGCUCUGGUGCUUCCGAGUCCAUCCGCUUCAGCCAGCGCUUCGUCGCAGACAAUCCACAGGUCGCGCGGGGCCAUCUCGAAGCGCUCGCUGCGGCUCAGCCACCGGUCUCCCAUGUCGUCGCCAAUAUCGGGAUGUGGUUCGGCCGCAACUCGCCCGAACAGUACGCAGGAGCUGUACAUGUCGUCCUGCGGCUAAUCAUCGAGAUCCUCGGUCCCGACGUCCACAUCACCUGGCUGCACACCGCAGCCAGCGUACCCGGAAUCAUGUGCUGGAACCAGAUGAAGCGGGAGCGGUUGCGCCACUUCAGCAGCUAUGCCAAUACCGUCAUCGACGAGAUGCGCGAUUGGUACCCUAUGCUGUCAAUAAGAGCGAUAGACGCUUUCGCCAUCCUGGAUUCUAGGCCAGAAUCUGCUUCGGACGGCAGACAUUAUGUUCGGGAAGGUCCUCUGCCGGAUAUCAAGCGGAGGCCACUGGUGGGUAGGGGAGAUGAUGCUGUGCACGACAAUAUGAUUAUCGUCACAGCAUAG